Messenger RNA from Sinocyclocheilus anshuiensis, 488 nucleotides. Its product is annotated as galectin-5-like. The transcript has 5 exons. Bases 1 to 477 code for a protein of 158 amino acids. NCBI's taxonomy places the organism in Eukaryota, Metazoa, Chordata, Actinopteri, Cypriniformes, Cyprinidae. Gene Ontology annotation, cellular component: cytosol; nucleus. The record is from RefSeq and is a predicted model, not a curated record. Gene Ontology annotation, biological process: negative regulation of type II interferon production; negative regulation of CD4-positive, alpha-beta T cell proliferation; positive regulation of gene expression. Gene Ontology annotation, molecular function: galactoside binding; carbohydrate binding.
AUGCUGAGUUCAACUGGCAUUACUGUACACUGUGCCAAGGCUAAUAGGAAGGAGCCCAAUCAUGCUGCACUUCCAGGAUGCUUUACGGUCCCAUACAAAACCAUCAUUCAUGGUGGAGUACAGCCUGGAAAAGGCAUCAUCAUCCAAGGAGUCAUCAGCCCACAAGCAAAAAGAGUGCUGUUUAGUCUACGGCACAGAACUGGAAUUGCAUUUGACUACAGUCUUUGUUUUGAUGAGAAUGUGGCCGUGUGCAACAGCUAUAAGGAUGGGAAAUGGGGAAAUGAGGAGCAAUCUGGACUCAAGCUGUUUGAGAGAGGGCACGCUUUUCAGGUAAUCAUUUGUUGCAGUCCUGAUAAUUAUGAGGUGUUUGUCAAUGGAAAACAAACUCACACUUACAGCCAUCGCUACAAUAAACUGGAGGAGAUUGAUGUUUUAGAAGUUAGUGGAGAUGUGCAGCUGGGCUUUGUGCAUCUCUGAUAAGGAUUCCA